This is a messenger RNA of Plutella xylostella (diamondback moth), 613 nucleotides long. Its product is annotated as cuticle protein 19. Gene Ontology annotation, cellular component: extracellular matrix. Lineage: Eukaryota; Metazoa; Arthropoda; Insecta; Lepidoptera; Plutellidae. The record is from RefSeq and is a predicted model, not a curated record.
GCCCCUUCGUCACUUCGUCAUAUAAAAGUGCGCGCGCCGAUUCCUCGACAUCAGUUUGUGUGCAGACGUUCAAACGAAGUCAAGUUAUAGCAAAAUGAUCGCCAAAGCCGCAGUGAUCCUGUCCGUGGUGGCGCUAGCGUCGGCGGGGCUCGUGCAGCUCGGCCACGGCUACGAGGGCUACGAACACGCGCUCCAGUUCGCGCCCGCCGCGCACGCGCACUACCCCUCGCACGACGAACACGUCGACUAUCAUGCUCACCCUAAAUACGACUACUCCUACUCAGUGUCAGACCCGCACACCGGAGACCACAAGACCCAGCACGAGGCUCGCGACGGAGACGUGGUGAAGGGAGAGUACUCGCUGCUGCAGCCUGAUGGCUCCUUCCGCAAGGUCACCUACACCGCGGAUGACCACAACGGUUUCAACGCAGUGGUGCACAACACCGCGCCUCACCACGAGUUCCACUAAGCCCCAGUAUUCGGCCGCUACCUGCGCCAGCUCUCUACAUGUGAUAUUAUAGCUUAUUAACUCUUUAUUUAGAUAGUCUUUAGUCGAGUGACUUCGUUUGUAUGGAAAUAAGACUGCGGCGAAAAUAAACUUGUUAAAAAAAUA